AUGGGCAAUUGCAUUAUUUAUUAAAUAGUAUAUCAAUAAUUUUGUAAUUUUUUGUUAAAUAUCGAAAUCAUAAGUUAGGAGAAUAUUUUUAUAUUUCACCAGCAAAUUGUGUUAAAGAUAGCGAAAGAUUUAAUGAGGAAGAAUAGUCUUCAAAAGAAUAAUAUGAAUAAUGGGUGGAAUGUUUAUUAGAGAAUUCAUAAAGAUUUUAAAAGGAGAUUAAUAAAAAUUGAAUGA
Paramecium sonneborni is the source of this 234-nucleotide messenger RNA. Lineage: Eukaryota; Ciliophora; Oligohymenophorea; Peniculida; Parameciidae. The record is from the annotation of a GenBank genome assembly.